UUGCUGUUUGCUAUACUGAAUUGGGCCUUUUUAUAUCUUGGUACAAUUGUGAAUUGAAUUGUGCUGAAUAGUAUUAAGGCCGAAUACAGUAUACUAAAACCAUAAACCCAUCACAAUUCCUUGUUUCUUCUACUCUCAAGUCUCAAUCAAUUUCAUCUUUCCUCCACCCUUCAUCCUUCUUUCUGCGAAACCAGAAAAAAAAUCAUCAAUGUUGAGUGCAAUUUCAGCUCCAAAUAAUCUAAUACCAUUUCCAAAAACAACCCAUUUGAGAGCAAAGCAGUUUGCUCCGAAUAGUUUUCGGGUUUCAGCGGUUAGUUCUUCUUCCGACCCAAAAGAAACCAGCUUGGAGUACACCCCUUGGCUUAUUGUUGGUCUUGGUAACCCUGGAAAUAAAUACCAUGGAACUCGCCAUAAUGUGGGAUUUGAGAUGAUUGACAAGAUCUCACAGACGGAGGGCAUUGUGUUGAACACCAUACAGUCAAAAGCCUUGAUAGGAAUAGGUUCAAUUGGGGAAGUACCUAUUGUCUUGGCCAAACCUCAAGCAUAUAUGAAUUUCAGUGGGGAAUCGGUUGGACCGCUGGCUGCAUAUUACAAAGUUCCUUUGCGCCACAUCUUAUUGGCUUAUGAUGAAAUGAGCUUGCCUAAUGGCGUCUUAAGGCUUCAGCCAAAAGGAGGACAUGGACAUCACAAUGGAGUUAAGAAUGUGAUGGGACACUUAGAUGGGCGGAAGGACUUCCCUCGGCUAAGCAUAGGUAUCGGGAAUCCUCCGGGAAAUAUGGAUAUGAAAGCUUUUCUUCUACAAAAGUUCAGUCCUAUAGAAAGAAGACAGAUUGAUGCUGCUUUGGAACAAGGUGUUGAGGCUGUAAGAACCUUAGUGCUUAGUGGAUUUACGGGAAGUAUUACGAGAUUUAAUCUUGGGCAGAAGUACAAGUAUCACAAAGUCUGAAGGAAGAAGUGUAAAUCCAACAAAUUAUCCAUGUAGGUACAAAUUGUGUCACUCUCGAGUCUUAAUGGCCAAGGCGACAUAUAUGGGUUCUUCUAGUCCUGUUCAAAGGAUUUAAGAGUUCCUUGCAUUGAAAUUAGUAAUUGACUGCUCCGCUCUGCAUCGAGUUUUCUGGGUAAAGCUUGAGUUGUGUUGGCAACCAGCGUACAUAUGGUCUUCAGUAGAGCACAGAUUGAAUCUUACUUGUUUUGGCCUCCCUCACGUAAGAUUUGUAGAGAUGUUAAGUCCUGGCACUCACUUUUAUAACACUAUUAGUUGAAAUGAUUUGUUUAGCUUCAUCACUAGAAUACCAAAUUUCUGUUUAUAAAUGUCCUAAAUAAUGCAACCAAUGAACCAAAUUUGACUUGUCUAAAAUUAUUUAAACUUGUAGUUGUGAUUUUGUGAAUUUAACUUCUUGUAAUUAAUACAGUUGUUGUGAAUUAAACUUGUUGAAAUUA
This is a messenger RNA of Chenopodium quinoa (quinoa), 1440 nucleotides long. RefSeq names its product chloroplastic group IIB intron splicing facilitator CRS2-B, chloroplastic-like. NCBI's taxonomy places the organism in Eukaryota, Viridiplantae, Streptophyta, Magnoliopsida, Caryophyllales, Amaranthaceae. Gene Ontology annotation, molecular function: peptidyl-tRNA hydrolase activity. The record is from RefSeq and is a predicted model, not a curated record. Bases 209 to 946 code for a protein of 245 amino acids. The transcript has 8 exons.